Messenger RNA from Schistosoma turkestanicum, 3796 nucleotides. Lineage: Eukaryota; Metazoa; Platyhelminthes; Trematoda; Strigeidida; Schistosomatidae. The record is from the annotation of a GenBank genome assembly.
AUGUUAAUGAAUUUUAGUUGGCGUGGAGCUGAUGAACGAAUGGAAUUUGGAGUACAAGUGAUUAUGCGUUUCGCUCGUUUAGAUCCUCAAUCCUGUCAAGAUUUAGUACAAACAUAUGAGUUGUCUGGUAGUCGCAAGUCAUCUAGUUUGUCAUUGAAUAAACUCAUUCAAAUACCAUUAGUUGAAGACAGUUUACCAGUCCAUUUGAUAAUCCAAGUAAAUGGUCGGCCUAUACAACUCCCACCUCUUUUACCAAGUAAUCGUCCAGGAAUGGAUGGACGUCGUAAUCCUAGACCUAUUAAUAUCACUCAGUCUCUCCAUGUUUCCCCUACUGUUCCGAACUACAUUAAAUUGACUUGGACUCAUGAUUAUGCUAGCUAUACUUAUAAUGUUGUUGGAAUAUACUUGAUGCGUAGACGUUCACCUCAACAAUUAUGUGGUCUUUUACAUUCGACUUCAUUUCAAAAUGCAAAUGUGAUGAAAAUGGAAAUAAUAAAAAAACUUAGUCCUAAUGCUACUACUGGAAAUGUUGGUAGCGUGCACAACCACAGUCAUCCUUCAGUCGCUAAUGAAAAUAAUGGUGAUGGUGAUGAUGAUGAUGACGAUUUAGUAAUGCCAAAUACACUUCCUGUUCAACUUCUUUGUCCUUUAUCUAAAUGUCGUAUUGAAGUACCUGUACGUGGACGUCAUUGUCGUCAUGUUCAGUGCUAUGAUGCAACAACUUAUCUUAUAAUUAAUGAACGUAAACCAACUUGGAAUUGUCCCGUAUGCGAUGGUAAAGCCGUUUACGAAGAUUUAAUAGUAGAUGGUUUAUUUUUGGAAAUCCUGAAUUCUAAACGUUCUCAAGAUCUUGAAGAAAUUAUAUUUCAUGCUGAUGGUUCUUGGUCGGCUUUAGGCGAAGAAAUGGCUUCUAAUCAAUCAGAAAAUGCCAAUAAUGUUAAUAAUAAUAGUAACAAUCUCUCUGAGCCAUCUCCAUGUACUGAUUAUAAUCAGUUAUAUAGUUUACAAGAAAGUCCUUAUACUUCAAGUCAUAUUACUCCAAAUUCAAUCAGAUCAGCUACUGAUUCAGUUGGUUCUUCUUCAUUUGCACCAUCAUUUAAUACUUUGUCUCCUACAAAUUCAGUAAAUUCAUCGUCUAAUCCACAUAAUUCCUAUCCUAAUACAUUACCAACGUCUCCUGCACUCACUGUACGUGCUGCAGCAGUUGCACCAAUGAUAAGGAAUGAUGUUAACAGUAUUUCUAUCCAAAAUUCAUCUGUCAAUGAAACCUCAGUUACUGCUCAACCUUCUCGAGACAAAGAACAAAAUCAGCAGAUAUGUCAAGAGCCUUAUUCCUUCACUAUCGAUUUAACAUUGUCUGAUGAUGAAAAUGAACAACAAAGCGUUAUAAGUGCUCAAAAUACUUCAAGUUGCAUUCAAUUUCCCGCAAAGGAUAUUAACUCUUCUUCGUUGCCUAUAACUACAGCAAAACCGUAUUCUUCCUCUUCUUUAUCAUCGUUAUCACCCCAAUUCCCUCCUAGUGACCUAUCGCAAUCUUCACAUCAUUCUGAUAACACUUAUCAACUUCCACUUUCAUUACACAUGAUUAAUAAACAGUCUUCAACAACAUUAUCAAAUAUAUCCUACUCUAAAAGUUGUAAUCAGUCAAUUUCUAUACCGUCUGUUUAUUCAUCAAAAUCAAAUUCUACACAAUUAGGGAACAUUGAUCAAAAUCUCGGAACUUCUAAUGUCUCUGCUACCAAUACUUCUUCCAAUCAAAGACGUUAUCUUCCGGAUAAUAGUGACCAGGGACAACCUCAACGAUCGUCUGCUGAUGCACUUUGUUCUGUUAUUCAAUCAGAUGUUCCUGUUAGUUUAUCUUCAACUAGUGGAGUUAAACGUCCAAGCUCAUCAGAUCAUAGUUUUUCGUCGUUGAAUUUCUAUCAUUCUGGGGAGAAACCCGUAAAUAACAAUAGUGGAUUGCGUUGCAGUUCAGCUGUCCAUACUGCAUCUGUUUCAAACGAAUCCAGUUCGUAUUCUCUCCCAUCAACCAAAGCACCUCGAAUUGAAAUUCCGUAUAGUCAACACUAUGGAUCAUCUUCGACUCAAUCUCAGGGAUCAUAUCCUAAUACUAGUUAUAAUAAUUACAGACGAUAUACAAAUAGUCCAUCUGGUUCAAAUCCUUACACAUAUCACUCUAAUAUAACUCGACAAGUACAAUCUGAUGGAUAUCAUAGUAGCAGACUGACGUCGUCAUCAUUUCAUUCAGGUCAAUCAUCGGAUCAUUUUUAUCACCAUGCAACUACAACAACUUCAAGUAGUCGCCAUACAUAUUUCGAUCCUGAUGAAUCCGGUAGUAAUAAUAGUAAUGAUAAUCGGACAUGCAGCUAUUAUCCAUCCUCAAGACAUGUUGGUUAUUCCACAUCAAAUUCUGGAACAAUCUCUCCUCAUAAUAGACAAUUAUCAUCUCAUAUUCGUAAUCCCUAUUCAUGUUAUGAAAGUCACCAGAGAAAUGUUACUAGUAACCCGUUGACCAGAGACACACUUCAGCAUAGUUCACAACAAGUAAAGUCUUCCAAUGUAAAUAAUUCAACGUUUUAUGGUAACUCAGUUGAUUCACGUAGAGGACUUCAUUGAGGCUUUUUUACGAAAUCGACUUCUUCAAUCAAUUAAUGAUCCCAUUCUAAGUGUAUUUAUAUAUAUUCAACAAAUCAUGAAAAACAGACAGCAGUGUUUUUUUUUCUUCUUUCUAUUCAUUGAAUGUGUAUACAUUUUUUUUCUAAAUAAUUUACUUUCCCCUCUUUCUUGUCAGCAGCAAAAAGAUUGACUUGUAAAUAGUAUAUUUCAUUAUCAUUCAAAGAUAAAACACUAUCUCUCAUUCGCUUCUCUUCCCCCUUUUCUUUUUUCCCCAAUAUAUAACAGAAUUCACAUAGAUUAUUACAUUUGCAUUUUUUUUAUUUUUUUCUCUUUUCUAGUUUACAUGUUGGUUUCUUUUUUUUUUGUUGUUGUUGAUGGUGGUGAAAAUGAUUUUUAUUUUUAUGUAAACUACCACAACUUUAUAAUAGUAGUCCUUUUUAUCUGUUAUAAUGUACGCGUAUAAAGUCAAUCUUUCUACUUUCUAUUGCUGCUCACUUAUUAUACUUUGACCAUUGUGUCAGCUGAUUAAGUUCAAUAAAAAAUGCAUGGAUCAAUUAAGAAGUAUAUUUCUUUUUUAAUGCAAACUGUUUAUUUUUACUAUUCUAUUUCUUUCGUUCUGUUUUAAUUGAACAAUAUCCAUCCACUUCACCUUAAGAAUUAUCAUAUGCAAGUGUACAUGUAUCAUCUUAUAAAAUACUGUUUUUUUUUUUUAAAUGCUGAUAUUCUAAGUGGUAUAUUUACAUGUGUUACAUUAAAUUUCUAGAAGGCGCCGUAUUUAUAAUUGCAUUUCUUUUUCUCUUUCUCAUGUUUAUUAUUAUUAUCAGUCUGUUGUUGUUGUUGUUGUUGACUAGGUGCAAAAGAAACACUAAUUGACUAAACAAAUCAUCCUAGUCUAACUUCUCUGCUUCUUUACUUUGCUGUUGUACAAAAUUGUUACAUCUUUCAUUAUCAAUAUUACUAUUAUUAUUAUUAUUAUUUUCAUUUCAUGUUGUCACUUAUUCUAGAUCUGAUUGUGUAAUCAUAUUCUAAAUGGGAAUAUCUACAUUAUUAUUCUUGUGUUUGUGUUACAAUUUUACAAUUUUACUUUUUUUCUUUUUGUAAAUGUUUUUAUUAUAUUAGUGUAUUUCAACUGCGUUGAAAAGAAACACGUGGUUUGUAUACAAGAAAAGAUUUAAACUUA